GUUUAUUUUCUGAAAUUAUACAAUAUAUUAAUAUAAUUUUAUUCAGUUCAGAGUAGUUCCAUUAAAAUACUACCAAUCAAAUAUUCGUCAUGCCUGUUUUGGUGGAUCAAGCUGACGAAACGCGACAGUUUCUGAAAAGUCGUCUGCAAACUGAUGUAAUUAACUUCCGCGGGUACGAGUCUGAGUGGCAGCAUAUCCGUGAUUUACUGUUCCGGACGGCGGAACAUGGUGAAUCUAACAGUGCCUUACUCUUGGGACCGCGAGGCUGUGGCAAAACAACGCUUGUAACAUCGGUGUUGGCAGAUUUGCUUCCGGAUGAGAUCUUUUACAGAAAUACAUUGAUUGUGUACCUCAACGGAUUACUCCAUACCGAUGACCGGUUGGCCUUGAAGUCAGCGACGGCUCAAAUGAAUCUGGAGAAUGCUGUUAAUGGGAAAGUGUUCGGAUCGUUUGCGGAGAAUCUAGCAUUUCUCCUGGAAUGUCUUAAGGCAGGUGAUCGAAAGAAGUCCAAAAGCGUGGUAUUCAUUCUGGAAGAGUUUGACUUAUUUUGCUCGCAUCAUAAUCAAACAUUGCUGUAUAAUUUGUUCGAUGUUGCACAGUCCGCUCAGGCACCAAUUUGUGUACUAGGAAUAACUGCUCGAAUGGACGUUAUUGAACUACUAGAGAAACGUGUCAAGUCAAGGUUUUCCCAUCGGCAAAUAUUUAUUCUUCCUAGGGAAAAUGAUUUCAAAAGCAGGAUUGAGCUAUUUAAACUGCUACUUUCGUUACCUACAGAAAAGGAACUUAAAGAAUACAAGAAGCUAUACAAACCGAUACCAUUAGAAGCGCUUCAGAAUCAUGAGCUGCCGCUGCUGCGUCGAGUUUUCAAUCCAACAGAAUAUUCAUUCGAGUCAAAAUGGAUCUCCAAGUGGAAUAAACACGUGGACGGAUUGGCUGCUAAUUCGAAAGUAGUCUCCGUUCUGCAAAAUAUGUACGAAUAUGAUGUGAUGGAAGCAACCUUCAAGACAUUUUUAUUCGAGCUGGUGUCCCAAAUAGGUGAAGCAAGCCCAUUACUGACCAUGGAAACGAUAAACCGUCUGGGGUUGCAGUUCGAGUGCGACGACAAAAUUAAUCUCUUAUGCGGACUCUCAGUAUUGGAACAGUGUCUGAUGAUUGCUAUGAAGCACCAUUCGGAAAUCUACGAUCGGGACCCGUUCAACUUUGAAAUGAUAUUGACUCGCUACAACAAGUUUGCUAAUUCCAGCACCACGAUGCAAGGGAUCGAUCGGAGUGUCAUCCUCAAAGCGUACGAGCAUAUAAAAAAUUUGGAACUGAUUGCUCCGGUAAGUGGAUCAACAUCGAAAGUUCAAAAAGAGUAUCAAUUGCAUCGGUUGCUGUUAACAUACGGGCAAAUCAACCAGGCAGUGGGGAAAACGCCAAAUCUACCAACGGAAAUUUGUCAGUGGGCACAAAGUUCGCUAGUGUAAUGAAAAGAGAAUGCUGUUUGAACAAA
Messenger RNA from Ochlerotatus camptorhynchus, 1492 nucleotides. It is a transcript of the gene Orc4, whose product is annotated as origin recognition complex subunit 4. Gene Ontology annotation, biological process: DNA replication initiation; DNA replication. Gene Ontology annotation, cellular component: nuclear origin of replication recognition complex; nucleus. Lineage: Eukaryota; Metazoa; Arthropoda; Insecta; Diptera; Culicidae. Bases 90 to 1466 code for a protein of 458 amino acids. Gene Ontology annotation, molecular function: ATP hydrolysis activity; DNA replication origin binding; ATP binding. The record is from RefSeq and is a predicted model, not a curated record. The transcript is spliced from 4 exons.